This is a messenger RNA of Trichobilharzia regenti, 447 nucleotides long. NCBI's taxonomy places the organism in Eukaryota, Metazoa, Platyhelminthes, Trematoda, Strigeidida, Schistosomatidae. The record is from the annotation of a GenBank genome assembly.
GAAGAAAAACAGAUUAAACAAUGGGCGGAUCACUUCAAAGGACUCUUGAACCGACCACCACCUGCAACCCGUCCAGAAAUACCAACAACAGCGCACACACAACUGCAAGUUGACACCAAUCCUCCAACGAAAGCUGAAGUCUUGAAUGCAAUCAAGCUUCUGAAAGCUGGAAAAGCAGCCGGACCAGAUGGAAUACCCCCUGAAGCACUGAAAGCGGACCCAGAGACUACAGCAGACAUGCUGACUCCAUUAUUGCAAAAGGUCUGGAAGGAGGGAAAGGUGCCUACUGACUGGAGGAAAGGUUACCUCGUGAAACUACCAAAGAAGGGCGACUUAGGCCUCACUCUGCAAGAACUGGCGAGGAAUCAUGCUCCUGUCGACGCCAAGUAAAAUCCUGAGUCGCAUCAUCCUGGAGAGAUUAAAGGACGCACUGGAGACAGAACUCCG